AGCAUAUCCAUCAUGUCCGAAUUGGAAUUCAUUCGGUUAUAGAAAAUAAGCUGAAUCAAUUAUCAAUCAUAGGAAUACGCUGAAUCCAUAAUCAUUUAUAGAGAAUAAGUUGAACGGUAAUUGGAAAUAGAAAUUGAAGCUGACAGUGAGGUAAAUCUUGAAUUUGAAGAAAUCAUUUUCCAUUAUAAGUGAAUUCCCUCAACCAUAUCAACCGAAACCCAAUUUCUUCGAAGCCACUCCAUUUCUGAGCUGAGGAUUUACCGGAAGGAGGGAACAAAAUGAUGCUGCUUUCGGCGUUGCAGCAGCAGGGCCGCCGGGGUAACAGUUCUCGAAGUGCAUCGUCGCAGCUGGACUCCGCCGUGGAUGGGGGAGUAAAGUCUCAGGCGACGAUUUUUUGGCUACUGUUACAUGGUUUUUGCUGUCUUGUCAGUCUAGUCCUUGGUUUCCGAUUCUCCCGUUUGUUAUUUUUACUCAUUUUUUCUACUCCCUCCCCCUCCUCCUACACCACCACGACGGCCACCGCCAACCUCUAUUCUGCUUUCCACAAUUCAUUUCCAUCUACUACCACCACCACAACGUCGACGCCGGAGGUGAAUAGUGCGACGGAGGAGGGGAGUCGAGUUGUGGUAGGGAGACACGGGAUACUGAUACGGCCUUGGCCGCAUCCAGAUCCGGAGGAGGUGUUGAAGUCUCUCCGGAUAAUCGAUAGGGUUCAGAGAGAACAGAGGUUGCAGUAUGGAGUGAAGAGCCCUAGAACCGUGAUUGCAAUCACGCCGACGUAUGUUCGGACCUUCCAGACGCUUCAUCUAACUGGCAUUAUGCAUACUCUGAUGAAUGUGCCCUAUAAUCUGAUCUGGAUUGUUGUGGAAGUUGGUGGCGCCACCAAUGAAACGGCCUCGUUGAUUUCAAAAUCAAGCCUCAAAAUAUUCCAUAUUGGAUAUAAUGAGAAAAUCCCGAUUUUAUGGGAGGAUCGGCAUAAAUUAGAAGUACAAAUGCGACUACACGCCUUAAGAUUUGUGAAAAAGAAGAGGUUAGAUGGGAUGGUAACGUUUGUGGACGACAGUAAUAUGCAUAGUAUGGAGUUAUUUGAUGAGAUCCAGAGUGUAAAAUGGGUAGGCGCAGUUUCGGUUGGAAUUCUUGCACUUUCAGGACGGUCUGAAGGAGAUUUGUCUGUGGCUCAGACAGAGAACAAUGGGAAGAAUGAGAAGAAUUCCCAGAUGCCAGUUCAGGGACCGUCUUGUAAUUCGUCAAACCAUCUGGUGGGUUGGCAUACUUUCAAUGUGCUACCACGUGUAGAGAGGAGGGCAAUGUAUGUUGGUGAAAGGGGAGUUGUGCUGCCAAGGAAGCUGGAGUGGGCUGGAUUUAUCUUGAAUUCUAGGUUAUUAUGGAAGGAAGCAGAAGAUAAGCCACAAUGGAUAAAGGAUUUGGAUGAGGUUGGUAGGGAUGGAGAAGAUGUUGAGAGUCCUUUAUCUUUGCUGAAGGGUGCUUCUUUAGUGGAGCCUCUAGGGAAUUGUGGGCGCAAGGUCAUGCUGUGGUGGCUGCGUGUUGAGGCUCGGGCAGACAGCAAAUUCCCUGCCAGGUUCGUGUUCCAUAAAUUGGUAACGAAAAAUUUCUGUAUUCUGGUUCUUUAUAGUGCUUAUGGCUGAAUUCUCCUUCUGUCUAUCUAGUUUUCAAUUCAUCCUUCAUCGUGCAUUGCAUGUGGAUUGCAAAUGAGUUUCUGUAGAUAUGAAGCUAGGUUGUCUAAAGG
Olea europaea var. sylvestris is the source of this 1747-nucleotide messenger RNA. Its product is annotated as probable beta-1,4-xylosyltransferase IRX14H. Lineage: Eukaryota; Viridiplantae; Streptophyta; Magnoliopsida; Lamiales; Oleaceae. The coding region runs from base 279 to 1646 and encodes 455 amino acids. The transcript is spliced from 2 exons. Gene Ontology annotation, cellular component: Golgi membrane. The record is from RefSeq and is a predicted model, not a curated record. Gene Ontology annotation, biological process: plant-type secondary cell wall biogenesis; glucuronoxylan biosynthetic process. Gene Ontology annotation, molecular function: xylosyltransferase activity; galactosylgalactosylxylosylprotein 3-beta-glucuronosyltransferase activity.